This is a messenger RNA of Harmonia axyridis, 1322 nucleotides long. Its product is annotated as START domain-containing protein 10-like. The transcript is spliced from 6 exons. Gene Ontology annotation, molecular function: lipid binding. The record is from RefSeq and is a predicted model, not a curated record. Lineage: Eukaryota; Metazoa; Arthropoda; Insecta; Coleoptera; Coccinellidae. Bases 223 to 1026 code for a protein of 267 amino acids.
GACGUGCACCGCCUCCGUCCCAACUCCCAACAAAAAUCAAUAGUAGUUAUGUCUGGACGCGAUAUAAACACAACUACGACGAUGUGUCGCAUCGAAGUGACCUUUUCUGAAUAAAUAACCAUGCUCGUCUAGUGCCCUAUGAGCGAAAUAUGAGGGAUAAUCCCCCGGCCCCCUUCAGUCUCACCCCGUUCCCCGUCAUAACCUCCUCGGCUAGUAUUUACCAUGAAUUCUUAUCAUACCUUUCAGGAAAUGAAGAUCGGGGAGGUGAAGAUUGCAGAGGAUAGCGACUUCCUGAUCUUGAAGAGUCUAAUCGACGACCAUUCGAACUGGAAACUGGCUUACGAGAAGGCGAAUCACACUAAGGUAUGGACUCAACAGACGGAAAAUUGCAACUUCAAAAUGGUUAAAAUUCACACAAUCUUCGAACACAUUUCCGCCAACACAAUGUACGAUGUACUUCACGAUCCAGAUUACAGAAAAGAAUGGGACGAACACAUGAUAUCUUCUGAAGAAAUCGGCUACCUCAAUCCAAACAACGAUGUGGGAUACUACGCAUUAUCCUGUCCAACGCCUUUGAAAAACAGGGAUUUCGUUCUUCAGAGGUCCUGGUUAGAUAUGGGCGACGAAAAACUCAUGUUCAACCAUUCAGUAGAACACAAAGAUUUUCCUCCUAAAAAAGGAUUUAUCAGAGCUACCUCACAUUUGACUGGUUUCGUUGUAAGGACCUUGGACAAUGGCUGCUCCUUCGGUUACGUCACACAAACAGACCCCCGAGGCAAGUUACCCCCUUGGUUAGUCGACAAAAUUACGAAGAAAUUUGCACCGAAAAUCAUUACGAAAUUGAAGAAGGCUGCUGAAAAUUACGAACAAUGGAAACUAAAUCAGAAAAAUCCAAAUUUCAAACCAUGGGUGUACCCAGAAUUGACUCUUGAAUGUAAAAAGAGAGUACAAGUAGAAGAUAAGUCAUUAAAGAGAAAAAAGGUAUAUACGUUCAUUGAUUCAGAAGUGUUCCUGUUUCAAAAUUGAAACUUCCCUGUUUUACUGCCAUUUGGAAUGCAAUCAAAUAAUCAAUGAAGAUCCUGGAGAAGACUGAAUACUACCUACUUGAGGAGUCCAUACGAAAAAUCUGGGUGUCUUCGAUAGUCCGAGACAGAUCUUCUGGAAUUGAGAACUUCAACGUAUUUUCUAGUAUUCAAAUUUGUGGGACGAAUACUUCUCAAAGUCUUAUUGCUAUUUUUAAAGUAUAAUUACGUGAAAGUAUUAUAAGAGAUCGAUUUUUGUGAAAAUCUUUCGAAUUCAAGAAAAAAAAUGAUUGAAUGCUC